Molecule: messenger RNA, 579 nt
Organism: Colletotrichum acutatum
Lineage: Eukaryota; Fungi; Ascomycota; Sordariomycetes; Glomerellales; Glomerellaceae
Exons: 1
Coding region: 1-579 (192 amino acids)
Source: RefSeq, a predicted model, not a curated record
AUGGCCAUCAGGUUCGCCAUCCGUCUGCACAACCGCUACACAGCCCUCAAGGCCAAGGCCAAGGGACUUCGUGUCGGUAGGGACAGUAGCAGCAGGAGGAACGGCGGCCAGAAACAGUGCCUCUGGUGCAGGAUCCUCAGACGCAAAAGCCCCCAAACUCUCAUGAAGAACGCAGACAUUCACGACUGGAUGUCCUCGGAUGAGACCCUCGUUGACCACCAGCCAGAGAUGCAAGUAAUCCGAGACCUCAGCGGCAACUUCAACCCCGAAGAGAGGUUCCCAUUCCGUGAAGGGGCUGUUAGUCGCCUCUCAGCUAGGUCCAACGCACCCUCCAGCAUCUAUUCUUCAGAUGAGACCUGCGUCGGCAGCGACCACAACAACAACAGCGAUGACGACGACAACGACUGGUCAUCCGAAGUCUGCUCCAUCGAUGAAGAAGAGGAGGAGACCUUCUACGACGCAGAGGACGGCCUCCUAAGGCCUACCAGAGAUAUGGACCCUCUGCCGUCAACGUACUCUCCCUUCGCAUCAGACCUCCCCAGUCUCCCGUCCGUGUACUGCUCCCUCUGUGCGUUCUAG